CACACGACCCACACUGCCUGCUAUAUGAUCUCUUGGAAAAUAGCAUUUCGUGUCUUUCUGUGCUCUUUGAUGAUGCUGAACCCUUAUUUACAUUGUGAUCUAACAGGCGAGGAAAGAUGCCUUCUCAACAACCCUGACGCCUUUCUCUUCCUUAUGCUCCCCCCUCCCUUCACCUCAUCUCCUUCCCCCUGACCCUUCCCUGUCUCCCCUUUCUCAAGUUCCCUUUCCUUAAACCCCCUAUUCUCCCUUUCACCUUUCACCCCCUUGACAAUGUUCUCAUGUGUUUACUGGCUUCAGCCUUUCCUCGCUUUGCUCUCCUCUGCCUUAGUCACUUGGGCUCAAAACUGUCCAUCCAGCUGCAUGUGUCCAGAUCAUCACACCGUGGACUGCACCGGUCGAGGGCUCACCCGUUUACCAGACUCCUUCCCUCUGGACACACGGAGGCUCAUUUUGUCCAAUAACUGGAUACCUGGGAUCCCUUCAGAUUUUUUAGUUCUCUACAGUGAUCUGGUGUACCUGGACCUGCGGAAUAACUCUCUGACCAGGCUGGAGCCAGGGACGCUGACCAGCUCCUCCAGGCUUGUCUACUUGGACUUGGGAAGCAACAACUUAACCGAGAUCCCUUCGGGAACUUUUGGAGAAUCGCGCAGCCUGAUCAAGCUUCGUCUGGGUAACAACCCCUAUCUAAGCAUGGUGAGCGAGGGUGCCUUUUCAGGCCUCACUUCCUUACGAGAGCUGGAGCUGGAGAAGAAUGGCCUCUCUGGCCUGGAUGUCAGAGUGCUGAGCCAACUGCCUUCCUUGAGAUUAAUACAUCUGGAGGGGAACCCCUGGGUGUGUAAUUGUCAUUUUGCCAAAUUGUUUUUCUGGCUGAAUGAAAAUCGUCACAAGCUCUCAACUGGACUGGAGGGAAUGGACUGCUCACUCCCAAUGGACGGACGGCAGAUCUCUCUCAACAUGCUUUCUGAGGAGAGCUUCCGGGAAUGUCAGGGAGUAUUGUCACUUAAAGACUAUCUCAUAGUUAUUUUCUCUGGGAUCUGUAUAUCAGUAGCUGCUAUUAUUGCCAGCUUCUUCUUGGCCUCCAUCAUCCACUGCUUCCAGCGACUUAAAGCCAAGAGGACAGAUGAGGAGGAGGGGGAUGAGUGAGUUUCAGCUAUGCUUCAGAGCCUUGCCCUGGACAGAUUUACUAUUAUUGCACCUCAGUUUGGAUGACGGAUGGAGUGUCAUGUGUCCAUAUAAAAAGUCCCCAGAUUAAUAUAUUGGAGUGAGUAAGGUGGGGCUGAAUAAGCCACCAUAUGCCCAGUGACUCACAACCUUUUUGAAUGAUGCAAAAUGUCGGAGCACUUUUAUACUUGAAUACAAAUUACUCAACCAAGCCUUAAAGUGUAAACUGUUCUAGUAACAACACCACAUAAAUGUGUUCCAGGUUUCUGUAUUCCAGCUGUUAAUUACUGAGGUACUGAGCAAAAUCAUUCAUAGCAUAUUGUCACGAACUUGCUAUUUUUAUGUAAAUCAGCAAGGGAGCUAAUGGUUUCUGUUAUUUUUUGCUAAUGUGGAAUUCAAUCUCCCUGAAAUCUUGUAAGGUUUGUAAACUUGCACUUUAUGAUAGAUGAUAUAUUGCACAUAAUCCCAGUAAGCCAUAAAGUAGGCUUUCAUAUUGACUCAGGUCACCAAAGAAUUUCCUAGAAAUUAGUAUUUUAUUACUGAGACUGGAACGGGUGGGUGAGGGAUCGAGAUAUGCAUACUAAAGCUCUAAUCACUGAUGUCGAUAGAAAUGUACAAACUGCUCACAGCUACUUGGAUAUCAUGCUUCCCAUUUACAAGAUGAUGUACUUAUAUUUCAAGUGUAACCAGAGGACAACCAGCGAU
Molecule: messenger RNA, 1866 nt
Organism: Neoarius graeffei (lesser salmon catfish)
Lineage: Eukaryota; Metazoa; Chordata; Actinopteri; Siluriformes; Ariidae
Gene: lrrc38a
Product: leucine rich repeat containing 38a
Exons: 2
Coding region: 271-1143 (290 amino acids)
Cellular component (GO): voltage-gated potassium channel complex
Molecular function (GO): transmembrane transporter binding; potassium channel activator activity; voltage-gated potassium channel activity
Source: RefSeq, a predicted model, not a curated record